GAGGAAGUAGUGAUGGUUGAGUACAUGGGUGUGGUUGGUUAGCAGUUAGCCCAUCAGCCUUUCAGAAGUGGCACACAGAGGAAAGCACCGUGGAUGAUGAGGAUGCGGAUGAAUCUCUGGACCGGGGCACCUCGCAGGAUGGAUACUAAGAUUUAUUUAACUUCCUUGAUCUUUCUCCUGUUUGUCAUGUUAAAAGUGUCGAGGGCUCAGACUUCCACACCCGCAGAUCAAAUGGAGUCUGUGAGCAGCAAUACAGCAGCGACAACAAUGCCCACUGCUCCGACUCCCACUGCAGGAAAGACAGUGGUAAAAAGAGUCACCAGAAAGGUUGACUCCUCCCCGGAAACCCUCGCUACUGAACCAACCACAAGGCAGCAGCACAUUAACACCAGCAACCCAGUCAAUGUCAGCAGCACCACAUCAGAAACUAAGGCUCCAGCAGCUGCCACAGAGGGGACAACAAAACCCCAAACAAAGACCACCCUCACUCCAGCAUCCACAGUGACAUCCUCCCCAUCCAUAACUACGAGCGCCAUCAAAGACAAAUUUGCCUCGGAUACGGAGGGUGACAAAGCUUUCACCUAUGAUUAUGAGUCCCUGCGCAAAGUUGGACUGUCAAUCGCAGCAGUACUUUUCAUCGUGGGCAUCAUGGUCAUUGGCUGUGGCAGGGUCUGCCGCCUGCCCAGCUGUCACAAGAGGUCAUCUAAAUCAUAUAGAGUUGUCCAAGGAUAAGGAGGAAGAGCGUGUGUAUGUUUAUAAAAAUGCAAAGCUGCAAGACACCAACCACGAGUCCAUGAAGAGAAGAAAACUCAACCUAAAUGUGGGAGCAUGUGUGUGAAUGUAGAUUUACUGACACUAUGUUGCUUAGAAAAUACUGAAUAAACAUAGUGCAUAUGAAUCAUGUUGACACGUGAAA
This is a messenger RNA of Epinephelus moara (kelp grouper), 916 nucleotides long. It is a transcript of the gene fxyd5, whose product is annotated as FXYD domain containing ion transport regulator 5. The transcript has 10 exons. Bases 94 to 732 code for a protein of 212 amino acids. Gene Ontology annotation, molecular function: sodium channel regulator activity. Gene Ontology annotation, biological process: regulation of sodium ion transmembrane transporter activity. Gene Ontology annotation, cellular component: membrane. The record is from RefSeq and is a predicted model, not a curated record. NCBI's taxonomy places the organism in Eukaryota, Metazoa, Chordata, Actinopteri, Perciformes, Serranidae.